Kockovaella imperatae is the source of this 1920-nucleotide messenger RNA. RefSeq names its product eukaryotic translation initiation factor eIF2A-domain-containing protein. Gene Ontology annotation, biological process: translational initiation. The transcript has 11 exons. The record is from RefSeq and is a predicted model, not a curated record. Gene Ontology annotation, molecular function: protein binding; tRNA binding; mRNA binding. Gene Ontology annotation, cellular component: cytosolic small ribosomal subunit. Lineage: Eukaryota; Fungi; Basidiomycota; Tremellomycetes; Tremellales; Cuniculitremaceae. The coding region runs from base 1 to 1920 and encodes 639 amino acids.
AUGCCCUAUCCUCAGUAUGCCUUCCGGGCUCAAAAGACACUGGGAUUAAGCGCUGGUCCAUCUUGGCAAGUCACUGAUCAGAUUCCGAGUGGAUCAGUUGGCAUCAAGAGCUGUGUCUAUUCUACAGAUGGAGAUUGGUUCGCGUACGCUACGCCUACAAAUGUCCAGCUCCUGCCGUCAUCCUCUUCCUCCUCGGAGCCGGCGAGAGUCAUUGAACACCCCAAUGUCAUGGCUCUUGCAUUCUCUCCCCUCUCCACAACCCUCUUCACCUUUGAGCGUCCAAUCAAAUCUGAUACAGAGGUGCACAAGAAUGUCAAAGCGUGGGAUGUCAAAACGGGCAACGAGGUUGGAGGAUGGUACCAGAAGACAUACGACGAUUGGGAACCUCUAAUCACCGCGGACGAGACCCAUCUGAUACGGCCCACAGCGUCCGACAUUCUCAUCUUCACUCCUCCAUUGUCACCCCGCCCGACAACCCGGCUCAAGAUUGACGGAAACAUUAAAGGAGUCUUUCUCUCUUCACCUUCUGCCCUUCCGCCAGGUACGACCUCAGCCAAGCCUGUUCCUCCAGCAUCCGAGCCCGCCAUUGCCGUAUGGCUGGGCGAACGGAAAGGAGCUCCAGCUAGUGUCGCGCUCUAUACCAUGUCAAGUCUCCUAGGGAACGCGAAGAAGGAUAAUGGCGAUGAGGGAAAGACGGAGACUCGGGACAUACCAUUGACGACAGCUAGAAAAGCGUUUUACAAGGCCGACAAGCUCAGCGUGAAGUGGAAUGCGGCGGGUACCAUGGCCCUCUUUCUCACACAUACCGAUGUAGAUCAAUCCGGCAAAUCCUACUACGGGGAGACAAAUCUUUAUCUUCUCAGCGUUGACGGUUCAUUCGAUAGUAUGGUCGACCUAGACAAAGAGGGCCCGAUCUACGAUUUUGGCUGGAACCCGACUUCCAGAGAGUUUGCUGUUUGCUAUGGAUAUAUGCCUGCCCGUGUGCAGCUCUACGAUCUCAAAGCCAAGCCUCAGCAUUCUUUCGGAGCCCAGCACCGCAACUUACUUCUGUACCAACCUCAGGGCAGACUGCUGAUCACCGCCGGGUUCGGAAACCUGGCUGGAGGUGUAGACGUGUGGGACAUCAGCACCCGAAACAAAGUUGCCGAAUUUAAAGCUGCCAAUUCAUCUCACUGUGAAUGGUCCGCAUGUGGUCGCUACAUUUUGACUGCAACGCUCUCACCGCGCUUACGAGUCGACAAUGGGGUCAAGAUUUGGUGGUGCGGGGGACAGCUUCUCAACAUUCACCUUCAGGACGAGCUUUAUCAAGUCAGUUUCCAGCCUAGCAACCCGUCCGGUGUUCAGCCAUUCCCGGCAGUCCUCCCGCCUGCCCCGGAGCCGAAUGAGAGUGUAGCCUUACUGAGACCCAAGGGCGAGACAUCAAACGGUGGCGACUCGAAACCAGCAGGAGCAUAUCGUCCGCCUGGCGCUAGGGGUACAGUCGCUAGUGAUGCCUACAAGCGGGACGAGAACGGGACGUACGAACCUUUGACACCAAUGUUCAAAGGUGGUAAACCAUCGCAGCGCUAUGUUCCCGGUGCGAACUCUAUACCUGGUGCUCCCAACCCGUCUGGCGCCGGCGAAGAGAAGAAGAAGCGCGUUAGAUCGAAGCGACCGAUCAAGGACAAGGAUGGAGAAGCGAACGGAGACAGAGAAAAUGAGCCUCCAGUCGACGAAAUGACGACGUUGAAGGUCCACGAUAAUGGAGUCGACGAGGCUGUCGCCAAGAAGCUCCGAAAUCUGGCCAAAAAGCUCAAGGCCAUAGAAGACCUCAAGGUCAAACAGAGUCAAGGUGAAGAGCUUGAAGUGACGCAGGUGAAGAAGAUUGCGACAGAGCAACAGGUCAAGGACGAGAUAUUGUCUCUUGGCGGCACGGUGUAG